This is a messenger RNA of Calliphora vicina (urban bluebottle blowfly), 1486 nucleotides long. RefSeq names its product UDP-galactose transporter (gene Ugalt). The transcript has 3 exons. Bases 150 to 1220 code for a protein of 356 amino acids. NCBI's taxonomy places the organism in Eukaryota, Metazoa, Arthropoda, Insecta, Diptera, Calliphoridae. Gene Ontology annotation, cellular component: Golgi membrane. The record is from RefSeq and is a predicted model, not a curated record. Gene Ontology annotation, molecular function: UDP-galactose transmembrane transporter activity. Gene Ontology annotation, biological process: pyrimidine nucleotide-sugar transmembrane transport.
GUUUAAACGAAAAAAGAUUUAUAACAUGUUUAUUUUAUAAAUAACAAAUAAAAAUAUAUAAAACAAAUAAGAUUUAUUUCAAAAAAACUAAAAGAAAAUAAUAGUGUGUGUGUGUCUGUUACCAACUUUGAAGAAAACUUUAAUUCAUCAUGAAUAUUCACAUGAAUGCCAAUCAUUUAAAAUACAUUAGUUUAAUAACUUUAACAUUGCAAAAUGCCGUUUUGGGCUUAUCCAUGCGUUAUGCCCGCACACGACCCGGUGAUAGAUUUCUAAGUUCAACGGCUGUCCUCAUGUCUGAGGUUGUUAAACUUGUCACCUGCCUGUUUCUAGUAUUCAAUGAAGAGGGCAAAGAUGUCCAGAAAUUCAUAAAAACUUUGCACAAAACCAUUAUUGCCAAUCCCAUGGAUACAUUGAAAGUUUGCGUACCCUCUCUAGUAUACAUUGUGCAAAACAAUCUACUCUAUGUAUCCGCUUCACAUUUGGAUGCGGCCACCUAUCAAGUAACAUAUCAAUUGAAAAUUCUCACAACCGCCAUGUUUGCCGUAGUGAUAUUAAGGAAAAAGCUGUUAACCACACAAUGGGGAGCUUUAAUCUUACUGCUAAUGGGUGUUAUACUAGUGCAAUUGGCUCAAUCAGUAACCGAUGGAGCUGCAGCAACAGCAUCUUCAGCUGCCGCCUCUACUGGACCCGAACAAAAACCUUUAUUGGGUCUGCUAGCAGCUUUGGGUGCUUGUUUCCUGUCCGGUUUUGCUGGCAUAUACUUUGAAAAGAUCCUUAAAGGUGCAGAUAUUUCCGUGUGGAUGCGUAAUGUCCAACUGUCCUUAUUGAGCAUACCCUUUGGUACCAUCACUUGUUUCGUUAGUGAUUAUACGAAAAUUUUCGAACAUGGUUUCUUCUUUGGUUAUGAUCUAUUCAUUUGGUACUUAAUAUUCCUACAGGCAGGCGGUGGUUUAAUUGUGGCCGUUGUGGUUAAAUAUGCCGAUAAUAUUUUAAAGGGCUUUGCCACCUCUUUGGCCAUUAUUAUCUCCUGUGUGGCUUCAAUUUACAUUUUCAACUUUAAUCUAACUUUACAAUUUACUUUUGGUGCCGCCUUGGUCAUUGCUUCGAUAUUUAUGUACGGCUAUGAUCCCAAGAAGGCCACUAAUACAGCAGGGCCCAUUAAAAUUGUUACCGGCUCAAAUCAUCUGCCUCAUCCAGAUGAAGAAAAACUUUUACCUUAAAUUGUUUUAUUAAUUAAUUGUGUGUCUAAUAUUUAAGCAGUUUUAUCCUUUUGUUUUAGUGUUCUAUUAGAAUUUAUACAGUAUUUAAUAAAUAAGCCUUCACACCUAUAAUGACUUAAGUAAAUAGUAAUGUAAUAAAUCUCACAAUAUUUUAUGCGUACAAUUAAAGAAAAUACGAAAAAAAACUACUUCUACUGUACAUACUGUUGUGUAUAAAUGCCAAGUAAUAAUAAAAAUAUAAUUUUUAUUUAUUCAUAAAAAAUAAA